Molecule: messenger RNA, 5400 nt
Organism: Vidua chalybeata
Lineage: Eukaryota; Metazoa; Chordata; Aves; Passeriformes; Viduidae
Gene: RBM12
Product: RNA binding motif protein 12
Exons: 4
Coding region: 860-3499 (879 amino acids)
Biological process (GO): regulation of RNA splicing
Cellular component (GO): nucleoplasm; ribonucleoprotein complex
Molecular function (GO): RNA binding
Source: RefSeq, a predicted model, not a curated record
UGAUGCCUCUGGUGACUUCAAUGCCUUGCUUUUCUGGGCUAUGUCAGGGGUGCAUGGUGACAGCCAACCCUAUCUAUUGUCACUAGUGCUAUAGAACGGUGAAUUACUGGAUACUGCCUACACUUGCCAAGACAAGAAGGAGAUAUUAGCUUGGCAGAAGUGGUAUUUUCAGGCAAUCUAUAAUCAUAAAUACCAAAUAGAAUACAAAUUCUGAAAAACUGGGGUUAAUAGGGAGAAGAGGACUAAACAGGAUUUUUUUUUUCCCGUUGGAAACGGCUGGUGCUGCUGUGCCUGUGUCCGUUGAAGCGCAGUGACGGAGAACCCAGAAGAGUCCGGGGAUCCCUGAGCUCAGGGCACUGCCUGGUUAUCAGUGCUGUAUUCAGUCAAGCCAAUAGGACAAACACAGCACGCGGCAUCGGCUCUCAGGAAUCUUUCAUUUUUAUUCUGCAACUUGGUCGUACGUCAAGAGUUAAGGACCAGCUCUCAGGGUUGUUUUGUUCCUCAGAAGUUCAGCGCUCUGCCCGAGUCCAGGUUCCCUCAGCAACAGCCCCCAGCGGCCCCGCCCGGCGCAUGCGCCGUCCGCCUCUGCGCGCGACCCCGCCUUCCCCGUGCCGCCCCGCCCAGCCCCGCCCCCCAGCGGCGCCGCAUCGCGGCGGCCAUUUUGUGCGGCUGCGGUCGGUGCGCGGGGCUCGGUGCACCGCGGGCCCGGGCGGGGUGGCUCCGUUCUAACCCCUUUUUCCCGUACAGAUCCCUCGUCUAAAAGUUGGUUUUAAUUGGUUGCCCACAGGAUUGGCUUGGCUUCUGCUACUUGUUAAGAAAAAACAUCUGUAUUUGCAGGUGUGUGUUGUUUCAGCGCAGCAUGGCUGUGGUCAUCCGCUUGCAAGGUCUCCCGAUUGUGGCGGGGACCAUGGACAUUCGCCACUUCUUCUCUGGAUUGACCAUUCCCGAUGGGGGCGUGCAUAUUGUAGGGGGUGAACUGGGUGAGGCUUUCAUCGUUUUUGCCACUGAUGAAGAUGCAAGGCUUGGUAUGAUGCGCACAGGUGGUACAAUUAAAGGGUCAAAAGUAACGUUGUUGCUGAGCAGUAAAACUGAAAUGCAGAACAUGAUAGAGCUCAGUCGUAGGCGUUUUGAAACUGCCAAUCUAGAUAUGCCACCAGCAAAUGCUAGCAGGUCGGGACCACCACCUAGUUCUGGAAUGAGUGGAAGGGUUAACUUACCUACUACUGUACCUAACUUUAAUAAUCCUUCUCCUAGUGUAGUAACUGCUUCUACUACGGUGCAUGAAAGCAAUAAAAACAUAUCCACAUUUUCUACUGCCAGUAUCGGCACUGCACCUCCAAAUCUUGGGAGUACUUUUGGUAGUCCAACAUUUAGCUCAACUAUACCUAGCACAGCAUCCCCAAUGAACACAGUACCUCCUCCACCAAUCCCUCCUAUCCCAGCUAUGCCAUCUUUGCCACCAAUGCCUUCUAUUCCCCCUAUACCUGUUCCACCUCCUGUACCCACACUGCCUCCUGUUCCUCCAGUUCCUCCAAUACCCCCUGUGCCCCCUGUACCUCCAAUGACACCUCUGCCUCCCAUAUCAGGAAUGCCUCCUAUGAAUCCUCCACCUGUAGCACCCUUACCCACUGGAAUGAAUGGGUCUGGAGCAGCAGUGAAUAUGAACAGCGGCUUGAAUCCAUUGUUUAUUGGUCCCAUGAAUCCUGUAAAUCCUAUCCAGAUGAAUUCUCAAGGUAGUGUCAAGCCAAUUCCCAUCAAUCCAGAUGAUUUGUAUGUCAGCGUUCAUGGAAUGCCCUUUACUGCAACAGAAUCUGAUGUGAAAGACUUUUUCCUUGGGCUCCGUGUGGAUGCAGUCCAUAUGCUGAAGGAUCAUGUAGGUCGAAAUAAUGGAAAUGGACUAGUUAAGUUUUUUUCUCCUCAAGAUACGUUUGAAGCACUGAAGCGAAACAGAAUGCUGAUGAUUCAGCGCUAUGUUGAAGUUAGUCCUGCAACAGAGAGACAGUGGGUAGCUGCUGGAGGCCACAUAACUUUCAAGCAAACCAUGGGUCCCUCUGGGCAGGCACAUCCUCCUCCCCAGGCUCAUCCUAGGUCCAAAUCUCCCACUGGACAGAAAAGGUCACGGUCAAGAUCUCCCCAUGAGCACGGUUUCUGUGUUUAUUUGAAAGGUCUUCCCUUUGAAUCGGAGAACAAACAUGUGAUAGAUUUUUUUAAAAAGCUGGAUAUAGUUGAGGACAGCAUUUAUAUAGCUUAUGGACCUAAUGGGAAGGCAAUUGGGGAGGGGUUUGUUGAGUUUAGAAAUGAAGCUGAUUAUAAAGCAGCUUUGUGUCAUCAUAAGCAGUACAUAGGGAAUCGCUUCAUUCAGGUACAUCCAAUUACUAAAAAGGCAAUGUUAGAAAAGAUAGAUAUGAUUCGUAAAAGAUUGCAGAACUUCAGCUAUGACCAGAGAGAAAUUCUGAUGAAUGCUGAGGGAGAAUCAGGCUUGCCAAAACUGUGUGCGCAUAUAUCUAAUAUUCCAUACAAUAUAACAAAAAUUGAAAUACUUCAGUUUCUAGAGGGACUGGCAGUAGAAGAAAACUCUGUACAAAUUCUUGUUGAUAAUAAUGGGCAAGGUUUAGGACAAGCACUGGUUCAGUUUAAAGCUGAAGAUGAUGCUCGUAAGGCAGAACGCUUGCACCGUAAAAAACUGAAUGGAAGAGAUGUUAAUUUGCGUUUGAUAACUGUAGAAGAAAUGAGAGAUAUUGAGAGAAACCCAGCGUCUCAAGGAAAAAAGAUCCUGAAAAUACCAAUCCAGGGAAAUGCACCUGUGCCAGGAGCACAGGGCCCUGGUGGAGAUGAGCAUGCCUUCUUGGGAGGAAAUGCUAAAGACACAAACAAUGGUCCUCCAUUUAAUUUCCCCGGUAACUUCAGUGGGUCUAGCACAUUUGGUCCCCCUUUACCACCACCUGGAAUAGGUGGCUUUCCUGAUUCUAGACCAGGAAUACCCACAGUUGCAGCUAGUGUUUUACCUGGUGCAAGUAUUGAGGUACCGGGUUUUGCAGGUGGUCCUGCUAAUUUGAGUGGACCAGCAGGUUUUGCAGGGGGUCCUCAGACAUUUGGUAAUGGUCCUGGCAAUUUAAGUGGGCCCCCUGCCUUUGGUGCUGGUCCUCCAGCAAUUGCUAGCAGUCUUGGACAUUUAAGUGGACCUCCAGGGUUUGGACCUGGACCAGGAAACAUACAUAUUGGUGGACCUCCAGGUUUUGGAACAGGGUCUGGGAAGCCAGGGCCAACUGUCAUUAAAGUGCAGAAUAUGCCCUUUACCGUUUCGGUGGAUGAAAUUUUGGAUUUCUUUUAUGGUUACCAAGUGAUCCCUGGUUCCGUGUGCUUAAAAUACAACGAGAAAGGCAUGCCCACUGGAGAAGCAAUGGUUGCAUUUGAGUCUCGUGAUGAAGCUAUGGCAGCUGUUGUUGAUUUAAAUGACAGGCCUAUAGGUUCCAGAAAAGUAAAACUUGUAUUAGGGUAGCUGUUCAUCAAGUAGUUGUAGAAUAGAUAUUCAUAGUGCUGUGACAAAUGCAUCUGGAUUGGUUUUUAUAGUAUUUCCAGGAUAGAACCUGUGGAUUGUUUAAAUUGUAAAACAGAUGGGUUUUGAUAAGACAGAGCACUGGGUUAGCCAUUACAUGAGAAACACUGCAAGGAGAGAGGUGUGGUGGAUUUUCCUCGUACAAAUAUGUGGAGAAGCUGGACAGAUUCUUUUUCGUCAUAAAAGUUUGGUAAACUCUUCUGGACACAGUGCUUAUUGAGAAACUGAGAUUGGUUUGACAUAGUUUUGGAUAAGGGAAAUAGAUGAAGUCAGUGAAGCUCUUCAGUGGUGUUCUUGUAAGCCAUUGUAAAUUAGAUAGCUAUUUUUAGAUUUGGUUAAAAGCUGGCUGAAUUUGCUUUGUUCACAGGUCAAAGCUUUGUUUAAAGUCCUGAUUUUAUUCUGCAACUGAAUGAAUUCUCAGUGUACACAGAUCAAUUGUUUUGUGUAUGUAUCUUUCUUUUUUCCAAAAUUCUCACUGUAUGAACAGUUGAAUUAUGCCCUUUGCUGAUAUGUCUACCAAACUAAUUCCUAUGAGUAUGAGCAGAAUCGUUCUGUAAAAUUCAAGCUGUUCUGUGUGGUAUAACCUUUAGUUAUUUAUAUAUUGCAAUUAUAACUGUGCAGAAUAAGACUUUUGCCACAAGUAUAGCUAACCUCAAACAUAAAUCAUGAGAGUUUUAUAGUACAUUUUAAAUGUUUUCAGUUGAAAAUAAGAAUUAUUGUUUAAGUAGCUUGAUUUGUUAGGAUUACACAAAACAGUGGAGAAAGGAUCUUUGACACUAGUUGGAUAUUAGUGUUUCUCACAUGUCUCUUGAACUCCUCACAUAGAGUCUCUGCUAAGAGAACAAAAAUGGUGAUUAUUAGUAGAAGAUUGGAGUCCAGAUAAAGUUUUAAAUUAGGUUCUAAUGGAAGAAACUUGUAUCUUCAGCAACUCUGUUGUGAAUUACUGUUGUGGGUGAAUUCAGAGAUAAAAUUUAUUUUUCUCCAAAACUUGAAAGUACUGAGUUUACUAUAUAUUUUUGCAAUAAAGUUGUGCUGUUGUAUUCAAAGUUUGUAAAGAAUUGCCAUUUUCUUUGUUGUGCAGUGAAACCUUCCAUGGAAAAACAGAGAAAUGGAAAGGAAGUAAUUACGCAAGUGAAAAGUAGAAUUUUUUUGGUUCAUCCUUGCUUGGCUUAUGAUAAAUUUUAAGACUUGGGCAUUGCCUAAAAAAAAAAAUCCUGCUAUUCCCUGCAAAUCAUUGUACUUAAACAUAGUAAACUUCAAACUAUUUUUGGGGUUUUUUUUUGACAAAGAAGAACAGUGCUUUUUGGUGUUGCAUACCAUGGAACACUGAAGUGUAUGGGCAGGCAAAAUUGAGAGGUGCAAGUGGCAACAGUUUUAUUCAUGUGGUGUGUAGGAGAGAUUUGCAAACCAAACCUGUGCAGCGCUGCUUCCUGAGAGGAUUUCACAGUACAGGAAUCUGUGGAAGGAUUGUAUAAAGGUGUACUUCAAUAAAGAAGCGGUUGCAUUACACAGAUGCUUCUGUAAUUCAUUAGCAUAAUUUUGUUUUGACAGAUUACUAGGUGGUCCCAACUUUGGAAAAGUCAUGUGAUUUGUAUAUACUGUUUAAAAUUAAGCCUCCUGUUAAUAAAACUGUCUGUCUCUGAAGCUUCAUGUUAUGCAUUUCAACAGUCUUUGGGAGUAAUGUUUCAACAGCAGAUCUUUGUUUCUUUUUUUUUCCCUGACAGUCUGAAAGUACUCUUCCUAAUGUCAGAAAGAUGUGUGUGAUUAGGAGUCAAGUCAGUUUAUUUUAAAAUUUUCUCUUUGUUUUUUAAGCAACUUUUAUUAAAGUUUCAUACUAUAUUGGA